AUGGAGCUGCUUGGAGCCGUCACCCUGAUCCUUCUCCUUGCCCUCUCCUGCCUACUUCUCACCCUAUCUAAAAAGAAGACGACAGCCGAGGGGAAGCUCCCCCCUGGACCCACACCCCUGCCCCUGCUCGGGAAUUUCCUGCAAAUCAAGUCCUCACAAACCUUAAAAUCUCUUCUCAAGCUGAGGGACAAAUAUGGGCCAGUCUUCACCGUCUAUUUUGGAAGUCGUCCGAUUGUGGUCCUGUGCGGACACGACGCUGUGAAAGAGGCCCUGAUAGACAAGGCAGAGGAAUUCAGCGGGAGGAAAACUGCCCCGACUCUGGAGAGGACCUUCCAAGGUCAUGGUCUCAUGUUUUCCAAUGGUGAGCGCUGGAAGCAACUCCGCCGGUUCUCUCUCACCGUCUUGAGGAAUUUGGGGAUGGGGAAAAAGUCCAUUGAGGAGCGAAUCCAGGAAGAGGCCCAGUUCCUGCUGGAGGAAUUUAGGAAGACCAAAGGGAAGCCCUUUGACCCCACGUAUUUCUUCAGCCGGGCGGUCUCCAACGUCAUCUGCUCCAUCAUGUUUGGAAACCGCUUUGACUACGAGGACCAGGAAUUCCAGACCCUCAUGGAAAUGAUAAGGAACAGCUUCCGGGAAAUGAGUACAGCUUGGGCCCAGCUCUACGAUAUCUACGUUGACUUUCUGAAGUACUUUCCGGGGCCCCACACCAAAAUAUAUGAUAUGCUGGAAGUGCUGAGGCUGUUUGUUGCCAAGAAAGUGAAGCAGAACCAAGAGACCCUGGACCCCAACUGCCCACGGGACUUCAUUGACUGCUUCCUCCUCCAGAUGGAAAAAGAAAAAGACAACCCAGCUAGUGAAUUCCAGAUGAAAAACCUGGAGCUCACCACCCUUAACCUGUUCUUUGGUGGGACCGAGACGGUCAGCUCCACACUGAGAUAUGGCUUUUUGCUGCUACUGAAAUAUCCAGAGGUGGAAGCCAAAAUGCAUGAGGAAAUUGACCGAGUGAUUGGCCAUAGUCGAGUCCCCAAUAUUGAAGAUCGGAACAAAAUGCCGUAUACGGAUGCUGUCAUCCACGAAGUGCAGAGAUUCAGUGACCUCCUCCCCAUGAGUUUGGCUCACAUGGUUACCCAUGACACAGAAUUCAGAGGCUACAUCAUCCCUAAGGGGACAGAAAUUUAUCCUGUACUCCACAGUGUUCUGCGUGACCCAACAAAAUUUAAGAAUCCCAGUGAAUUUAACCCGGGCCACUUCCUGGAUGAGAAUGGACGCUUCAAAAAGAAUGAUGCAUUUCUGCCAUUUUCUUUAGGAAAGCGGUAUUGUCUGGGAGAAGCCUUGGCCCGCAUGGAGCUUUUCCUCUUCUUCACCACCAUCCUGCAGAGCUUCCGGCUGAAGCCCCUCGUGGCCCCCCAGGACAUCGACAUCACUCCCCAGGAGAGCGGCUUUGGCAACGUUGCACCAUCCUACCAGCUCUGCAUCAUCCCACGCUGAGUGGGGAGAGACCAAAGCUGAUUCUCCCAGUCACGACACUCUUGUAUUGAUCAGCUUCUGACUUCCACAGGGGCAAGACCAAGUUCUUGCUCUCUUUUCUGGUUCUUGCAAAUGUAUGCAUAUGGGCAUGCAUGAGGAGUUUUUGUGUGUGUUUGUGUGUUUUCAAAAUGGCUGCUUUGUUUCACCCACCUCAGAUUAGUCCUGUUGAACUGGCAGCCA
This is a messenger RNA of Pogona vitticeps (central bearded dragon), 1704 nucleotides long. RefSeq names its product cytochrome P450 2G1-like. Gene Ontology annotation, biological process: xenobiotic metabolic process; epoxygenase P450 pathway. Gene Ontology annotation, cellular component: cytoplasm; intracellular membrane-bounded organelle. The record is from RefSeq and is a predicted model, not a curated record. NCBI's taxonomy places the organism in Eukaryota, Metazoa, Chordata, Lepidosauria, Squamata, Agamidae. Gene Ontology annotation, molecular function: iron ion binding; oxidoreductase activity, acting on paired donors, with incorporation or reduction of molecular oxygen, reduced flavin or flavoprotein as one donor, and incorporation of one atom of oxygen; heme binding.